AUGCGGAUCGCCGAAGCGGAUCACAAAGUGGAGUCGUUGACGAAGAUCUUCGACGUUUAUCGUCGACGAAGAUGGUUACUGCAAAGGGUGAUCAAAUUGGAUCGUAAUCGUGGAUCUUCGAGGCGAACAAUCGACGCAAAUCGUGGAUGGAAAUGAUCGUCCACGAAGUUGGCUGGAGUCGAUUGUCGACGUGAAUUGCAAACGCAACUCGUCGAAGCAGAUCCUCAACCCGAAUAUUCAGCGCAUAUUGUUGACGCUCAAUACCAACGUGUAACUGAAUCGUGGAACAUUGGCAUGGUUCGACUCAUGCCAUCGACGUGA
This is a messenger RNA of Protopolystoma xenopodis, 321 nucleotides long. The record is from the annotation of a GenBank genome assembly. Lineage: Eukaryota; Metazoa; Platyhelminthes; Monogenea; Polystomatidea; Polystomatidae.